This is a messenger RNA of Paramisgurnus dabryanus, 4140 nucleotides long. RefSeq names its product EGF-like, fibronectin type III and laminin G domains (gene egflam). The record is from RefSeq and is a predicted model, not a curated record. Lineage: Eukaryota; Metazoa; Chordata; Actinopteri; Cypriniformes; Cobitidae. Gene Ontology annotation, molecular function: protein binding; calcium ion binding.
UUCUCUGUGAAUAAUGCAUAAAACUUUUAUUAUGUAUCCGUCUCUUUUAAACUUUAUACUCGUCAUCUUUCAGUCUCUGUUAUUGUAUUCUCUGUCGAGGAGUCUCUGUGUGUCUAUAUUGGUCAGUGUUACUGAAGUGAGCUCAAGUGUCCAUCUGUAGAUUAGCCAUUAUCCUCUUAUCUCACAGAGUCGUUCUGCUUUUCUUUAAAAUACUCCACAACAAGAAGAAACACGCGUCUCAGUCUUUGGAUAGCUGCUUUGCAAUGCUGUGACUCUUUACCAGAACUUUUGUAGGGGUUGGUCCCGUUUGUUUGGGCUCUUGGGUGCCAUAAAGUAAACGUGCGUUUGAGCUUCAUACAGUAAUCUCUUCAGACUGCCUUCAACGUGCAUGCAAAAAACAAGCCUUUUCCAUACAGCUGUAUUCUCGAUUGAUGAGGAAUAGCGCCAUUUGAAAGUCGGAUUGAUGCAAGACGGGUUUUUAAAAUGCGCCCGGUGAAAGCAGUGACCCUUCUUUCAGUGAUAUGGAUGCUUAAUGCUGUGCGGUGCGCAAAAAGGUCGGGAGGACAAAAGUCGGAAAGGUUGAGUCCACCUCUGGAUAUUCAGUUGGAGACGGUGAACUGCACUGCGUUCAGUGUUCGAUGGAAAAUGCCCCGCAGACACGUCAGUACUAUUACAGGCUAUAAGGUGUUUUACACAGAAAUGAGAAAUAAUCGUCCGGUCAGCGCUACUGUUGUCCUGGAAGUGCCCUUGAGUUUGGAAAUGCUCACAACGGGGCAGUUUGAUGGACAAGCAAACUCUGAUGUUGUGAUAGGGAACCUGAAGGUGGCCACUCGGUAUCGUGUCAGUGUCGGGGCGUUUGGAUGGGCGGGUGAGGGCAGACCCAGCAUGCCAAGAGAUAUCAGCACUGCCUCACACGAAACGUGCAUGCCUCCAUCACCUCCGACGCAGCCUGACGUGGUCGCCGUGUCAGACACAGAGCUGGCGUUGUCAUGGCAACACAGAGAGAGUGAUGACAGCGCACCUGUGCUGUACUUCCUAGUGGCGUAUAUCAGGCCUGAGAUGGACACUGAAUGGACGUACAUCAGAGAGGCUGUAGAGUCGAACUCAAUGGUUCUCAAAGGUCUGAACCCUGACACAGAAUAUCAGUUUGUCAUCAGAGCUGUUAAUGUGUAUGGCAUCAGUCCUCCCAGUCCCAUUAACAGCCCAGUACGCACACACGGUCCUGUGGAUAUGGGGAGUGGAGAUUAUGAUGUCUUUAUCUCAAACUCUGACACUAAAAACCAGUUUGAAAGUGAUGAUACGGAUUAUGACAUCUUAAUCGAGAAGAUGAAGUCAUUUCCUAACGGUAGGGAAAGCGACAUGCGAUCUCCGCUCCGCUCCCGCACCGGGACUCCCGCAAACGGAAAUGUUAUUUACCGGAUGCGCACACCAGCAUCCAGAAAUAUCAGCUUCACUUCAACAACUACAAUAGCGUGGACCACAUCAACAUCACCUGUUACCACGACAACAGUUGCUAGCUCCACCCACACUACAACCACACCCACUGUGAUGCACAUCACUGCCCCACCCACCACCGUGCAAUCUCCAAAUCCGACCCUGACCCCGUGGAAAGGAGAACAGCCGCGGGUCUAUGAUGUGUUAUGUGAUGAGACCGUUUGCCCUCCUGACAGCUUCUGCAUCAAUGAUUAUGAUACAGGCGGCUCGCGAUGUCACUGUAACCUCGGACGACAGGGAGACUUCUGCGCUGAAGGUCUGAUGGUAAAUUUCCCAAAGUUUUACGGCUUUUCACACAUGACAUUUGAACCUCUUAAAAACUCUUACCAGAGCUUCCAAAUCAGCCUGGAGUUUAAGACAGAGGCUGAAGAUGGUAUGCUGUUAUACUGUGGUGAAAACGAACACGGGAGAGGAGAUUUUACUUCUCUGGCUCUUGUGCGAAGAAAACUACACUACAGGUUUAACUGUGGUACCGGGGCGGCACAGAUUGUGAGCGAUAGCUCUGUUGUGAUUGGACAGUGGCACACGGUAACUAUAUUUAGAGACGGUAUGAACGGAUGGCUGCGACUAGACAACGACACACCUGUAUCUGGACGUUCUCAGGGCCAGUAUACUAAAAUAACUUUCCGCUCGCCUCUGUUUUUGGGCGGCGCUCCGAAUGCCUACUGGUUGGUGAGGGCAGUGGGGACGAAUCGUAGAUUUCAGGGCUGCAUUCAGAGUCUGACCGUCAACCGUAAAGCCAUCGACCUCCGACCUUGGCCCAAAGGAAACGCACUGAGCGGAGCAGACAUCGGUGAAUGUAGUAACAGUGUUUGUGAUGAAGUCAUCUGUGCUAAUGGAGGAAUCUGCUUUGCCAGUCGAGCCGAUGGUUUCAUCUGUCUGUGUCCGCUGGGUUAUAAGGGCGUCCUCUGUGAGGAGAGGUUCCUGCUGUCUUUACCACAGUUUAAUGAAAGCAUGUACUCAUACGCCAGCGCUCCCUGGCCUCAGCCCACCCAUAACUAUCUCUCCUUUAUGGAGUUUGAAAUCACCUUCCAGCCAACCGAUCCUGACGGCACGCUGCUCUACACCGAGGACACGGCCAGUCGUGACUUCCUGUCCAUCAGUCUGAUCGAUGGAUACGUGGAGUUUCGCUUCGACUGCGGCUCAGGUGCUGCUGUCAUCAGGAGUCCUGAGGCUAUCACCAUGGAUUCAUGGCAUGAGUUACGUGCGUCUCGCACGGCCAAAAAUGGGAUUCUGCAGGUAGACAACCAGAGGCCAGUGGAGGGCAUGGCUGAGGGGGCGUUUACACAGAUCAAAUGUAGUUCCCCUUUAUAUAUUGGAGGAGUUCCUAAUUAUGACAUUACAAAGCCCAGCGCUGGACUCCUGAGACCUUUUAGUGGAGCUGUUCAGAAGAUUUCUCUGAAUGACCGCAGUAUAGAGCUCAAUCCAGGCCAGGCGUUUGGGAUAAACGUACUGAACGCUGCUCAUCCGUGUGUGGAGAACCCGUGUGCUAAUGGAGGAGUGUGCAGGCCCAAGUGGGACGACUAUGACUGUGACUGCACACUUGGAUACGAUGGGAAACACUGCCAAAAAGAAUGUGGAAAUUAUUGCUUAAACACUGUUACCGAAUCGAUUGAGAUUCCUCAGUUCACUGGACGCAGCUAUCUGACAUAUGACAACAGAGAUAUACUUAAAAGGUUAUCAGGAUCCAGGACAAAUAUCUUCAUGCGUUUCAAGAGCACGUCCAAAGACGGUCUUUUACUCUGGCGAGGGGAGAGUCCAAUGAGAGCCAACAGUGACUACCUGUCUCUCGGCCUUCAUGAUGGAGCGCUCAUUUUCAGUUAUAAUUUAGGCAGUGGGGUCGCCUCUGUGAUUGUUAAUGGGACCUUCAGUGACAGCAGGUGGCACCGAGUGAAAGCUGUGAGGGAGGGACAGGCUGGUAAACUUACAGUCGAUGAUUAUGGAGCAAAAACAGCCAAAUCUCCUGGUAAAAUGAGGCAGUUGAACAUUAACGGUGAUCUUUACAUUGGUGGGAUGAAGGAGAUCGCGCUGCACACUAACAGGCAGUACAUGCGAGGUUUGGUAGGAUGCAUUUCACAUGUCACUCUUGCCACGGACUACCAUCUGUCUCUGGUGGAUGAUGCAGUUGAUGGCAAGAACAUCAACACAUGCACAAACUAAACACCUGCGAUAACUUCAAGAAAUUAAAAUUUUGCAUCAUCUGAACACUUGUGAUAACUUAUCAAAACACCAGCCAAAGAUGGAGAAACAUCAACACCUGCAUCACCUGAACAUUUGCAGUAACUACUAAAAAAACCCAGCCGAACAUGGCGAAAAAUAAAGAACUGCACAAAAAAAAUUAUAAAAAACCUCAACAUCUGCGAUAACUACUUAACUCUGUACUUUAUCCAUCUUCAGAUUUAUGAACUUUACUGUAGAUCUACUGUUUUAAAUAUAUUGGAUAUACAGUACUGUACUGUAAGUCUACAGUAAACUGCUUUAACUAUAGCACUUCUGAAUCAGUAACCAAAUUAUGUAGGUCCUUCUGCUUACCUCUUUAUGAAGGCAGUGUUUAAACAAUUGUGUCUAAUUGUUUGUUUUGUUUUUUAUUAUUACUCGUUUUUUAUCAUGAUUUAAAUAGAUUAAUUUAGAUUUGAGUAGAGGCUU